Molecule: messenger RNA, 726 nt
Organism: Penicillium pulvis
Lineage: Eukaryota; Fungi; Ascomycota; Eurotiomycetes; Eurotiales; Aspergillaceae
Exons: 2
Coding region: 1-726 (241 amino acids)
Source: RefSeq, a predicted model, not a curated record
AUGAUCGACCGCGGUGAAUUUGCCAUCGAAGAGUCUGGAACACAAAACUCGAUUGAUCUCACAGGGCCAUGGGAGGAUUGUUUCUAUCCCGGACAGAGAGUUGUCAUGAGCAUGAUCUUCAAGCAGCAGCAAAGGCAUCCCGGUACUACAUGCCCUCGAUGUUACACAGAGCACCAAGAGUCAGCUAGAAAGGAAACAACCUGCAUCACCUGUGGCACUGUCUUUCGUCGCAUUGAGGAAGUCGUUGAGCAAAACGCGACAUCACCCGACAGUCCUGACUACGCCCAUAUGAGAGAGCCCCUAGAGGAUGCAUCAAAGAACCUCCACAAGUUUCGGCGCAUCCAAAUCAUUACUAUAUCAGAUACUCAAGACACACGCGAGCGCUCUUGGGAAGAAAACCUGGAUAUGACCCUCAACAUGAAUGGAAUGACAAUUCGCUUUGCUGAGGAAACCCUCACUAGCAAGUCCAUCAGCAUUCGCACAGGUGAUCAAGGAGCCAUGCAGUUUAAUGUUACUGAUGGCACCACCCGUCGGCCCAGAAGAUACUUUCAGGGGUCUUCCUACUACUCUGAGAAUAUGCUUACGGGCGACUCUAGCCGCCGAGUGCAGGAAGAUGGAAGACGUGUUGCAAGCGAACGAGACGACCAACGAUCUGUAAGAUUUGCUCACCAGCCUAGCCACCGAGCAGGCCGGUCUAGGGCUUACAGCAGAAGAUAUCAGAUAUAA